UCAUUCGUUUUCAGCGAGCAGCGCUGUUUGCAAGAAUAAUUUGUUAAUUUGUUAAGUUAUUUCUUAUAAAAUAAGCUAAAGUUUUUUGUUACACCAUCUUCAUUUUGUGCGUAUUGAUUUGUUCGGAAAAUUUUCCUGAAAGAUGUCCAGUCCAGCACGACCAAGCCGUGGACGCCGCGAGAAUGGUUCGCAGAACACCCCGCUGAAGCAGACAACAUCCAACAAUGAAACGGAAACGCCGCUGCGGAUGGGCAGCCGCGCGCCCGAUGCCAACGUCGUCGUGGAGAAUUCGGACAACGUGACCGUUCCGACGUCUCCGGCGGUUGAGCGGGGCUCUUCGGCGGGAGGUAUGGCACCGCCCACGAGUCCGUUUGGUGCUGGAAUUGCCGGAAGCAACGCCGUUGGAAUGAGCGAAAUAGACAUCAGUUCGCCGUUGAAUUACGGAACGCCCAGCUCAUUGGGAUCGGUUCGUACGCCACGGUCUGGGAUUCGGGGAACUCCGAUGCGUCAGCGGCCCGAUUUGAGGGCGGAUCGACGAGUGCGGCAGGUGAAUGUUGGGUCGGAUCAGUUGGAGCCGAUUGCGGAGGGCAGUCAACCUUCGGAGGCGGAAUCGGCCACGCCUAGCCAGCCAAAGUUGGUCGUUUGGGGAACGAACGUGAUCGUGUCGGAUUGUCUGCGCAAGUUCAAGGACUUUAUGAUGCGGUACAUCGAUCCGGACGCGGCCCAGGAUGAGAUUAGCGAGGGGAUGAAUUUGAACGAGCCGCUGUACAUGCAAAAGUUGGAGGAGAUUCAUACGCUGGAGGAGCCGUUUUUGAACAUCAACUGUGCCCACUUGAAGACCUUUGAUGAGGGACUGUACCGGCAGUUGAUUUGCUACCCGCAGGACGUGAUUCCGACGUUUGAUGUGGCCGUGAAUGAGAUGUUCUUCGAGCGUUAUCCGGCGGCCAUUCUUGAGCAUCAGAUUCAGGUGCGGCCGUUCAACGCGGAGAAGACGCGUAGCAUGCGGGCGUUGAAUCCGGAAGAUAUUGACCAGCUGAUUACGAUCAGUGGAAUGGUGAUUCGUACGUCGAACAUAAUGCCGGAGAUGAGAGAGGCGUUCUUCAAGUGUAUUGUGUGCGAUUUCAGCACGGUUGUUGAGUUGGAACGAGGUCGGAUUGCGGAACCGACGGUGUGCUCGCACUGUAACACGAACCAUUGCUUCCAGUUGAUUCACAACCGGUCGCAGUUUGCCGAUCGUCAGAUGGUGAAGCUGCAGGAAGCUCCGGAUGAUAUGGCCGCUGGACAGACUCCGCACAACGUGUUGCUGCUGGCUCACGACGAUCUGGUAGACAAGGUUCAGCCGGGAGAUCGCGUUACAGUGACUGGAAUCUACAAGGCGAUGCCGAUUCAGGAAAAUCCGCGUCAACGCCAUGUUCGGUCGGUCUACAAGACGCACAUUGACGUGGUUCACUUCCGCAAGGUGGACGACAAACGUCUGUACGAGCAGGAAGAGGGCAAGGAUCACAUGUUCCCGCCGGAGCGAGUUGAACUGCUGAAGAAGCUGUCCCAGAAGCCGGACGUGUAUGAUCGUUUGGUGCGCACGAUCGCGCCUUCAAUCUACGAAAACACCGACAUCAAGAAGGGAAUUCUGCUGCAGCUGUUUGGCGGAUCGAAGAAAAAGCAGGCCACUUCCGGUCGGCAGAACUUCCGAGCGGAAAUUCACAUUCUGCUGUGCGGCGACCCGGGUACUUCCAAGUCCCAGCUGCUGCAGUACGUGUACCAUUUGGUUCCGCGUGCGCAGUACACUUCCGGCAAGGGAUCCUCCGCGGUAGGUUUGACUGCUUACGUCACGAAGGAUCCGGAAACGCGUCAGCUGGUGCUGCAAACCGGCGCGCUGGUCCUGGCUGACAACGGAGUCUGCUGUAUCGACGAGUUUGAUAAGAUGAACGACUCGACCCGCAGCGUUCUGCACGAAGUCAUGGAACAACAAACGCUCAGUAUUGCAAAGGCCGGUAUCAUUUGCCAGCUGAACGCUCGGACGUCCAUUCUGGCCGCGGCCAACCCGUCUGAAUCGCAAUGGAACAAGAACAAAACCAUCAUCGACAAUGUUCAGCUGCCGCACACUCUCAUGUCACGGUUUGAUCUGAUCUUCCUCGUGCUGGACCCUCAGGACGAGGUGUUUGACCGGCGUCUUGCGUCUCACUUGGUUUCGUUGUACUACGCCUCGCGGGAAGAUGACGAGGACAGUCUGUUCGACAUGAGCGUGCUGCGCGAUUACAUGGCCUACGCCAAGGAACACAUCAACCCGAUUCUCUCGGAGGAAGCCCAACAGCGGCUGAUCCAAGCGUACGUCGACAUGCGCAAGGUCGGUGCCGGUCGCGGCCAAAUCUCCGCUUACCCGAGACAGCUGGAGAGUCUGAUUCGGCUAUCGGAAGCGCACGCCAAGGUGCGCCUUUCGGAGACCGUUGAAGUGGUGGACGUUGAGGAGGCAUGGCGGCUGCACCGUGAAGCGUUGAAACAGUCCGCCACGGAUCCGCUGUCGGGCAAGAUCGACGUGGGCAUCCUGACGACCGGAUUGUCGAGUGCGGCGCGGAAAAAGCGCGCCGAACUGGUGGCCAGCAUCAAGGAGAACCUGAAGCUGAAGGGCAAAAUCUCCACGCUGCCGUACCAGAAGCUGUUUGGCGAGAUUAAGGAGGCGUCGCAAGUGUUGGUGACCAAAGAACAGUUUGAGGAUGCGCUCAAGGAGCUGCAGGGAGGUCUAAUCGUUAUCGUUGGAAACAACACCAUCAGGAUAUGUUGAGGAGAACCGGCGGCACGUGAGUUCAAUCUCUGUUCAGUACCUUGAAGAAAGUGGUUUGAGUUUCUUUUUUUUACAUUUUCAACUUUAUACAACAUUCAGCCAUUAGUUUGUAACGCAUAAAGUAUCGUAAAUCGA
Culex quinquefasciatus (southern house mosquito) is the source of this 2914-nucleotide messenger RNA. It is a transcript of the gene dpa, whose product is annotated as DNA replication licensing factor MCM4. Gene Ontology annotation, cellular component: MCM complex; nucleus. Gene Ontology annotation, molecular function: ATP hydrolysis activity; single-stranded DNA helicase activity; single-stranded DNA binding. The record is from RefSeq and is a predicted model, not a curated record. NCBI's taxonomy places the organism in Eukaryota, Metazoa, Arthropoda, Insecta, Diptera, Culicidae. Gene Ontology annotation, biological process: mitotic DNA replication initiation; DNA replication; DNA strand elongation involved in DNA replication.